AGCCGAGCCCAGUUGGCUCGAGGUUAGUUGACCAGGCCCAGGCUGGCGCUACUCUCUUUCGGCGGCUGCCGUGGCCGAGGUGGGCCGAUCCGCGGGCCCAGGCGAUGGGGGUGCUGGGGCCGCUCUGGCACUGGGCCGGCGAGCGUGGCGCUGUGGUCCUCCCGGGCCUGCUUGCCUGGCUGGUCGUCCUGCUGGUGACCUUCGACCUCUACUCGGUGCGCACGGAGGAGCUGAGCCGGCUGACGGAGCAGAACGGCCAGCUGUUCCAGGAGCUGCAGAGGCUCACGCAGCAGCGGGCCGCCGAGGAAGCCGAGCGGUUGGCCAUGGAGGGCUCCCCCCUCGCCCCCGGCGGCGCCCUGGCCCUGCCGGCCCCCGGCGACGAGGCGCCGCGGGGCUUGCUGCGGCAGCCCCUCCUGUCCAACCCGCGGCGGCUCGGCGCGCUGUACGGCGUGGUGUCGACGAACACGGCGUCCAGCGGCUGUUACUCCUUCUCGGCGUCCACCGACGCAGUCGUGAGCGAUGCGAGCUGCAUCGACAGUCAGCGCUGCCCCGCCUGCUUCAUUUUCACGGGGGCGUCUGCCGCCACGCUGAGGAUCGCGGGGUGCUCAACCGCCUACGUCGGUUCUACGCAGCUGUCGAACCAGCUUCUCGAGUACACCUUUGUCAACACAGACGCGUCGAACUCUCUGACCGUGGAGGCCCACGCCACAAGCGCGUUCGCCUCCGCGCUCACCACCGCGACGGUCGCCGCCUCCACGAGGACAACGGCCGACUGCUACACCGGCGGCUCGAACAAGCUGUUCUUCCAGGGCUGACGGGGGGUCGCGGCGCCCACUGGCGCGCAGCUUCCUGCGCUGCAGCAGGUGCGGAGGCCCGGCCCGAGGAGGAGGAGGAGGAGUUUGCGGCGCUCUGCGCCGCUGAUUUGAACGAGCCGCGGUUCCAGCCGCAUUGUAUAACACAGUCAGGGUGGCUUGUCCCCACCCUGCAGCGCCCGCGCAGUUUUCUGUGCAGGUUGCACUUAUUCUAGUGGGCACAGCUCGCUGACUCGUCGCUGUUCAGUCUACGCGUGCAUUCCUGUUCUUGCCGUGCACGCAUGCCUGCUCAUUUUAUAAAUCAUGACAACAGUGGCACCUUGUAUCCGUUAUGUGCUUUCUAAUUACGUGGUGCAGUCGACGGGAUGCAGUUUUUAAUCCACGCCUCGGGGCCGUCUGACCUGUCCUGUAGCCUUCUGGCUGCAAUUACCAGUAGUCGGGGCACGCAUGACCUGAGAACACCCCAACUCGUGCCUCGAGGCACAGAUGCGGUUCUUGAAGUUGUUGGAACAUGAUCUGAUGGUUCCGACAUGCGCGGCCGGGAGCGCGCGCGUGGCCUGCAGCGUACCAGUUCUAGCCAGCUCGCUGGAAGCGCGCUGGCAGAAUCAGAACGAGUGCUCUUCACAGCUUCGGCUGCAACGACGAAGGCGGGAGGGGGCGUGGAACAAGGGCCUGCCCGGACGCCGUGUGUUGAAGCGUCGUGGGGCACGAGCGCUCGUGCAGAGUACGCGUGGUAAGACACUCUCGCCGAGGUGGACCGUCAAGUCUGGCAGUGGCUGCGGGGGCAGAGCCCACGGCCAGCAAAUCUCUGGGACCUGCCGUGGCGCCCCGCGCGAGACGCGCCCUCCACGGCCCGGACCCCGCCCCGAAGACGCCAACGCCCUGCGCUGUUCCUCCCCGCCGCCCGCCCCGCGGGGCGGAGCGCUGCGCUGCCCACGCGCAGGGCACAGCGUGUCGCCGGG
This is a messenger RNA of Prorocentrum cordatum, 1774 nucleotides long. NCBI's taxonomy places the organism in Eukaryota, Dinophyceae, Prorocentrales, Prorocentraceae. The record is from the annotation of a GenBank genome assembly.